Molecule: messenger RNA, 3736 nt
Organism: Sebastes umbrosus (honeycomb rockfish)
Lineage: Eukaryota; Metazoa; Chordata; Actinopteri; Perciformes; Sebastidae
Gene: adcyap1b
Product: adenylate cyclase activating polypeptide 1b
Exons: 5
Coding region: 350-880 (176 amino acids)
Biological process (GO): positive regulation of ERK1 and ERK2 cascade; positive regulation of protein kinase activity; neuron projection development
Cellular component (GO): neuron projection; perikaryon; extracellular region
Molecular function (GO): pituitary adenylate cyclase activating polypeptide activity; neuropeptide hormone activity; peptide hormone receptor binding
Source: RefSeq, a predicted model, not a curated record
AAAAUCCAAGGCAAUCACAGCACAGGACUAAAGUUUAGAGCAGCGAUAUGCAGACAGGGACAGAACACACAGCGCACUUUCCCUAAGACUUUCCAUCCGCUGCUCUGCCUGUGCGACUGGUCCAGAAGUGUGUCUGAAAGUGAGAUAGAGGCUGCACGGAGGGGAACAUAAAGGAGGCGACGGACGGAGGCGCUUCAGCCAGGAAAAAAGAAGUGCUGUGAGAAAGAAAACCGUCUCUCUCUCUUUCCUUCUCUCUCUCUCUUUCUCACACACACACACACACACACACACACAGUCAGCCGCGCCCGGAUCACAUCCUACAUCCUCCCUGCUGCUCCUCUGCUAUAGCAUGGCCAGUUCGAGUAAAGCGACUUUAAUCUUGCUCGUCUACGGAAUCCUAAUGCACUACAGCGUCUUCUGCACGCCUAUCGGACUAAGUUACCCUAAGAUUAGACUUGAAAACGACGCCUUCGAUGAGGAUGGGAAUUCAUUAUCCGACCUGGGUUUCGAUAGCGAUCAGAUUGCUAUACGAAGCCCUCCAUCCCUAAACGACGACGCGUACACUCUCUACUACCCGCCAGAGAUAAAGAGACCAGAAAGGCAUGCUGAGGAAGAAUUAGAUAGAGCCUUGAGGGAGAUCCUGGGUCAGUUAACUGCGAGACAUUAUCUGCAUUCUCUGAUGACAAUUCGUGCAGGUGAAGACAACAGCAUGGAGGAAGAGUCAGAGCCCCUAUCCAAAAGACACUCAGAUGGGAUCUUCACCGACAGCUACAGCCGCUAUAGAAAGCAGAUGGCCGUGCAGAAAUACCUGGCAGCGGUGCUGGGGAGAAGGUACAGACAGAGAGUUAGGAACAAAGGACGCCGGCUUGCCUAUUUGUAGCGUCUUUAACGCGCCCAAACUGCCCUCCCUCCUGUGUAUAUACACCCAGUCGUUAAAUCAAAGUCAUUCAGAUAUAUCUGACCAACCAGUGGAUUGCGCCUGUGUUCUUUCAACAUGUAUUUAUGUAUGAAGUAAAGCCAUUAAAAUGAAUAUUUUAAUAAUAAUAUCGUUUUUUUUUCUUUUUGUACAAAAGCACUUGAUACCCGCACAGUUGUGGACCAAUAUUUUAUUUUCAUGUUUAAGAUGUUGAAAAAAAAACAAAACAAAAAAAUGACAAAAAAAAAGAAGAAGAAGAAAUUAGAAAAAAAUAAAAAAUAAUAAUUGUGCACCUUCAAACAUUAUGCGCUUGAAAUCUUUAAAGGUCAUCUACAUAUGCAGAAAAAUAAAAUAGAUUCUAAAAAGACAAUCAAAGUAUUGAAUGUUAUACUUAUUUUUGUAACUAUUUUUUUAGUGGUGUUUUGUUUUCCGAAACAGGCCCAAAGAAGCAGUGAGCAUGCUAUGUGAGAGGCAUAACUAUGGCUAAAAUGAUAGAUGUUGCCCUUGUCCUUUACCCUCCUCUUCCUCCUCCUCCUCCUCCUUCUCCUCCUCCUCCUUAAUGGGAGCUCUGUAUACAGCUUGCUGCCCCUCCAGGGGAAUCCACAUGGCUUUUGUUGAACAGCCUCACAUUUGAUGGAAAAACUGAUUGACUUACACGGCCAUUCAUGUAACUGGUGGUAAAAUCUGACCCUCUUUUUAACCAGAAAUUUAAUUGCAGGCUUUUGCAAAGGGCGUUAUUGCCUUUACUAGAGAUAAAGGAGGCACUCAAGUUAACAGUAUGCGGCAAACACUGCCUGCUCACUCGCCUCAAAGUCAUUCACUGUAGGGAGAUCAAACCGUGCUCGAUAGGACUGUGUUUAAAGAAUGUUCCAUAUGUGUGUGUAUUAUGUACAGUAUAGGAAUUAACACAGUGCACAUAUUCAUCUCAAUGUUGUCAGUCAACAGAUUAUAUUUGGAAGAAUGUGCUUCAACUGUUGAUUGUAUAUUUGGGCAGCAAAACUACAAAAUAUCCAGAAUUGGACCCAGAACAUGUAAAAGAUGCAAGGAAAUGACGCAUUUGUUUUGUGAGCAGAGGAAAGGUAGCAUCUGAGUUAGGAAUAUUUAACUCUUGUUUCUUAUUUAUUGGUGCAUGUGGAAACUGAUACCUUGCUGAUUUUGCUUAGAAACUGCAUGCCAUCGUGUGCUUUUUGUUGGAUUGUGCUAUUUGGGAGGUGGGCAGCACCCCUCAGAUGUGUUGGAAAUGUGAACAAGGAGGGCUAGAGGUGGUAGAAACUGGUACUGCACUGACUUGUUGAAUCUUUACCUCCCCUGCUGCUGUCAUUGUGGAUAUCAUAAGUCAAGAAGACACUGGACCACCCCCCACCCCCUCCAAUCCCCUCUAUUUGCUGAUUGUCCUGGUAGCGUUUUUUUGAAAAAAAAAAGAUUAUUUUGCUUCUAGCUCGCCGUGCUAAAUAGUUGAUUUGACAGUGCUGUGAUUCAUUGUUGAGACGAAGCUGAUCCGUGUUAGAUGUCUGCCGAGGUUUGUGCAGUGAGGAUGUGAUAAAGAGAUGGUGAGAGAGAGAGAGAGAGGUGUGCAUGGAGAGGAAGACAAAGAGACAAUGUGUGUGAGAAGUUACAUAAGAAGCCUGAGCGAGGUUGUCACACCUGGAUACAGGAAGAGGCGAAAGCGCCGCCACCACCUCUUCUUCACCUGCCAAAGUGACAUCAGGGUCAAUGAGUCUGAUGGAAAAACAUCAGAUGUUGAAUUCCCUUCACUUUGGCAUCAGCAGUGAGUGAAGCUGGAGGCCACUCUUGAAUGGAGGUGAAUGAAAUCCAGCCCUCCAAGCAGAGGGAUCUUCUUCCCACUGACUUUUUAUUAGGGAGACAUCUUAUGUAUUUAUUCAAGAUUAUGCAAAAUGCAGCUUUAUGCACCUCUGCAUCCCAAUCAGUUAGCCUGUGUUCCCCCCAUGGAAACUAUCAAUACACUUCAAUUCGGCUUAUACAGGCUUUGUGUGAAUGUGUGCGGAUGUGUAGAUGUUUGCAUUAUUGGUUGUGUUUGAGUGCAUUUAAUGUGUGUGAAUGAGCGACUGAACGUGAAGGUGGAAACAGCUUUUGGCUUUGGUGCCUUGCUUCGACGUGAGACUAUAUAUAAAAAAAAAAAAAGAACUACAAAAAAAAAAGAAAUUCGCCACAAGUGAGAGAUGGCAAAUUUUAGUGGCCCUACAAUGCUGCAGUCCAUUAGCUUACAUUGAAACUUCCUUUGACUCUGUUUAAUCGCUGAGCUUAGUCUGCCCCGAGAGUAGUAGUAGUAGAAUUAGGCUUUCUUUUAAAGCAUGGCCAAUGAUUUAUGGAGUAUAAAAAUAUAUAUAUAUAAAAGAAAAGAAUGUAUAUGUUGAUGGAGCAGGCGAUGUGUGUGUGUGUGUGUGUGUGUGGGCAUGAGUGUGGGGUGUUCAGUGUCUGUGAGAGUUGUGGACAAUGACCAGUGGUUGUUACUGUUGAUUAUGGGGUGUUGUUGAUUAUUUUGAUAUCAGUCAGUAAUUUAUUAAUCAGAUAAACAAGCCCCGCCAUAUUAUUUACGACUCUGUGCAUCACUAUUUAGAAUAAAAGGGUUUCAGAAACAUGAUAUUGAGAUGGUAGGAAAUGCCUGUUGUUGAUAUUUCUGAAAGCGCCAAACGCCUUACUUCAAUGUUUAAUCUCUUAUCUAUCUGAUGUGUUUUAAAAGUGAACCUUAGUACCAAGUGGCAUCGUUAUACACACAGGAGUCCUUAUAUGGGGUUUUACGUUUCUCAAUGUUAUGGAAGUGUUGUAAGAUUUGUAUGAAUAAAUUUUUGUAAACAACAA